AUGUCGAAUUUGUCAAAGCUUGAAUUUAUGGCACUUGAUAUCUCUGGAAAUAACUAUUUUUCAUGGGUACUUGAUGCUGAAAUUCACCUUGACGCUAAAGGUCUUGGUGACACUAUUAAAGAAGGAACUGAAGCAUCAAGUCAGGAUAAGGCCACGGUAUUGCCAAGAGCUCAUCGUGAGUGGAUGCACUUACGGCUACAAGAUUAUAAGACCAUAAGUGAAUAUAAUUCUGCUGUAUAUAGAAUAAUUUCUCAACUAAAAUUAUGUGAGGAACCUAUGAAUGAUGAAGACAUACUGGAAAAGACUCUUUCCACUUUUCAUGCCUCAAAUAUGGUGUUACAGCAGCAAUACCGUAAAAAGGGCUUUAAGAAAUAUUCUGAGUUAAUUUCAUGCCUUUUGGUGGCUGAACAACAUAAUGCUCUUUCAAUGAAAAAUCAUGAUGCCCGCCCCACUGGAUCAGCUCCAUUUCCAGAAGCAAAUCUGGGAACGAUAGAUCCAAAGUCUAAAAAAAGAUAA
Messenger RNA from Nicotiana tabacum (common tobacco), 516 nucleotides. The record is from RefSeq and is a predicted model, not a curated record. Lineage: Eukaryota; Viridiplantae; Streptophyta; Magnoliopsida; Solanales; Solanaceae.